CAGUCUCCCCCCUACUAAGAAUCAUCCUCCUCAGCUGCUGUUUAAGAGGAUCAUUGUUUCUUUUAAACUCUCAUCAUCAUCAUUCUGUUUACCUGGACUAAGGCGAGUCCAAAGACUUAAAGUCACACCCAUUUACUGAAUCUACCUGCAGAAAUCUAAAGUUUUCUUGCAAGCCGGCUCAAGAUGCCAGAGCCAACAAAGAAAGACGAGACGCCAAAUGGCCAGCCAGAAGAAAGUGUUGCCCCAGACAGUAAUGGUGCCCCAACCCUGCCUGAGAUUUCCCUGGAGGUUUCUCCCCCACCAGAGUCGGUAGCAGAGGGGAAAGAGCCAGUAGAGACUGAUGGGAAGAAACCAGAGCCCACUGGGCCUGAGCCAUUACAGGCUGUGGUGGCUCAGGAGCAGAACCCCAUCGAGAACGGUUCAAACCAACAGGAGCCUAGUAGGGUUGGGGUGAAUGAGCAAGCAGAGUCCUCUAGCCCUGCUGUAAAGGAGGGAACUUGCUCUCCCCCUCCGGCUGAGGAUGGCAAUACAGUGAAGAAACUCUCAAUUGACCUGCCUAAUGAUAGUGCCCCUGUGGCAACCACGGGCAGAAAAGACUCAGUGUGGUCUCUGGGAGAGGGUCAGGCCCCAGAGGAUGUGGACAAACCAAUCGACAAUCCACCGUUGUCUACGCUGCUGAUCGAGAGGCCACAGAGUGGAUCUGUCACUGUGGGGAGUGACAUCACUUUUGUUGCCAAGGUGGAAGCUAAAGAUCUUCUCCGCAAACCGACUGUUAAAUGGUUUAAAGGGAAAUGGAUGGACCUAGCCAGCAAGACAGGGAAACACCUGCAACUUAAAGAGACAUUUGAGCGGCAAACCAAGAUCCACACCUUUGAGAUGCACAUCAUCAAGGCCAAAGACAACUAUGCUGGAAACUACAGGUGUGAGGUGACCUACAAGGACAAGUUUGACAGCUGUUCCUUUGAUUUGGAAGUUAAAGAAGUUGAAAGCUCACAGGCUAUUGAUAUUCGAUCAGCAUUCAAAAGAAGCAGUGAAGGACAAGAAGAUGCAGGAGAGCUUGACUUUAGUGGUCUCCUUAAACAUAGAAAUCAAAGGGAGCACAAACAGCAAGAUGACACCCCAGAGGUGGACGUGUGGGAGAUCCUGAAGAACGCCAGGCCAGACCAGUAUGAGAAAAUUGCCUUCAUGUACGGCAUCACCGACCUCAGGGGUCUCCUGAAAAGAAUGAAAAAGAUGCCCAAAGAGGAGAAGAAGAGUGCAGCCUUUGCAAAGACGUUGGAUCCAGCAUACCAGGUGGAUAAAGGUGGAAAGAUCCGCUUGGUAGUUGAGCUGGCAGACCCCACAGUGGAUCUUAAGUGGUACAAGAAUGGACAGGAGAUCAGGCCAACUCCAAAUCAAAGGAAGUAUAUUUUUGAACAUAAGGGCACGCAAAGGAUUAUGGUCAUUAACAACUGUUCCUCUAAUGAUGAUGCAGCCUAUUCUGUGGUUGCAGGAGAAGAGAAAUGUACCACAGAGCUUUUUGUCAAAGAGUUACCAAUAAAGAUUGUUAAAGGUAUUGAGCCUGUGAAGACUACAGUAAACGAAAGGAUUGAGCUGGAGUGUGAGGUGUCGGAGGAAGGCGCUCAAGUUAAAUGGAUGAAAAAUGGCGUUGAAGUCCCAACAGGAGUUCGCUCAAGGUACCGAGUGAAGUGUGAAGGAACCAAACAUUACUUGGUCAUUGAUGAUGCCUCCAAAGAAGACACUGGAACAUAUUCUGUCAUGGCCAGUGGUGGCACUUCAGAGGCUCAUGUACAAGUAGACUUAAAACCCCUGAAGGUGUUUCAGGAUCUGCAGGAUAUGACAGUGUUGCUGGGGCAACCCAUAAAGCUCCACUGUGAAAUCUUCCCAGGAAAUGUCCCAGGUCGUUGGUACAGGAAUGGACAGCUGAUCCAGCCAAGUGAUCGUCUCAACAUUAUACACAGGGCUAAAAUUCACCGACUGGAAAUUGAGACAAGUUCCCUUCAUGAUGCAGGAGAUUACACUUUUGUGCCUGAAGGAUACUCACAAAGCCUGUCUGCCAAAAUCCACAUCAUUGAUCCUCCAAAAGUGCAUCUAGAAAGCUUGAACUUCCCAGACAACACCGUCACGGUCGUGGCUGGAAACAAACUCCGAUUAGAGAUCCCCAUUAGUGGAGAACCAGCGCCUAGAGUGGUGUGGAUGAAAGGAGAAAGGGUGAUUCUUGAUUCAGGCCACAGAGUUCACGCUGAAACUUACGGCGACCAGACCAGCCUGACAAUUGAAGUCACAGAACGUGAAGACAUAGGAAACUACAAAAUAGUUUUACAGAAUGAGGCAGGAGAAGCUACAGCUAGUGUCAAAAUCAAGGUUGUUGACAUUCCUGAUCCCCCUGAGGCACCUUUGGUCCCAGUUGUGGGUGGCGAUUGGUGUUCUAUGACAUGGGAACCACCCAAGUAUGAUGGAGCUUCACCCAUAUUAGGAUACUUUAUUGAGAGAAAAAAGAAACAGAGUUCCAGAUGGAUGAGGCUGAACUUUGACUUGAUCAAAGAAACUUCAUUUGAACCUAAGAAGAUGAUUGAAGGAGUGCCAUAUGAAGUUCGGAUCUUUGCAGUCAAUGCCAUUGGCGUCUCCAAACCCAGUGAACCGUCCAAAGCCUUUACUCCCCUCGCUGUGACCAGUGAGCCGACUAUGCUGGUUGUGGACGAUGUUACGGACACCACAGUGACUGUAAAGUGGCGUCCUCCAGAGACCAUUGGGGCAGCUGGGCUGGAUGGAUACUUAGUGGAGUACUGCAUUGAAGGAACUGAUGACUGGGUGCUAUCCAACAAAGAGGUGACUGAGAAAACCAAGUACGCCAUCACUGGACUAACUCCAGGAUCUAAGAUUUUAGUUCGAGUCAAAGCCAUAAAUAAAGCUGGAGCCAGUGCUCCACGCACUCUGCAGCACUCUGUCCUGGUCAAAGAAGUGGUUGAACCACCAAAGAUCCGUGUCCCGCGACACCUGAAACAGACUUACACUCGCAAAGUUGGAGAAACCGUUAACCUUGUGGUGCCUUUCCAGGGAAAACCUCGGCCAAAGGUUACUUGGAUCAAGGAAGGCAAUCCUGUAGAACCUUCCCAUGUCAGCAUCCGCAACACAGACUGUGAUAGCAUCAUUUUUAUCCGUAAAGCAGACCGAAACCACUCUGGGAAGUAUGAGAUGACGGUACAGGUUGAGAACUAUGUUGACACGGCAAUUAUUGACAUACAGAUUGUGGAUCUACCAGGACCGCCUCAGUGUGUCAAAAUUGAAGACGUUUGGGGAGAAAACGUAGCUCUAGUGUGGACCCCUCCAAAAGACAGUGGAAAUGCCCCAAUAACAGGCUACACCAUUCAAAAAGCAGACAAGAAAACAAUGGAAUGGUUCACAUGCAUUGAGCACUACCACCGGACCUGCAUCACCAUCACAGAACUGGUGGUCGGGAAUGAAUAUUUCUUCAGGGUCUUCUCAGAAAAUAUGUGUGGUCUGAGCGAACAGGCCACCCAGACCAAAAAGAGCGCUCUCAUCGUCAAAGAAGGCUUGCAGAUGAAAAUACCCGAGUACAACGACCAUGACUUCAAGGAGCCACCAAAGUUCACUCAACCGCUUAUCAACACCUUUGCUGUUGCCGGCUAUAACGCUACGCUGAACUGCAGCGUCCGUGCCAACCCAAGGCCUAAAGUGAUCUGGAUGAAGAAUAAGAUAACCAUCUUCAAUGACCCACGCUACCGAAUGUUUAGCAACCAAGGAGUCUGCACACUGGAGAUCAGGAAGCCCAGUCCCUAUGAUGGCGGCAUGUACACCUGCAAGGCCAUCAACGACUUGGGGGAAGCCCAGGUGGAGUGCAAGCUGGAGGUCAAAGUCCCAACUCAAGAAUUGUGAAUGUAUGUUCUCAUAUAAAAGAUAAGGGGGAUUUACCUUCUUCGAGCUCAUGCAGCGCGGCGUACCCUUACACCUGAUUGAUAAAUACAUGAACGAGUCGAAGAUCGUAGAGCAAGACAAAUGAAACUGAAACCACUACAAGAAGGAGCUUUAGCUUUGCAAAAAUCGUCUACAAUCAGCGACCCUCGUCUCCCGCCUCUCUUUUUGGAUCAGGACACUGACGGCGGAUUGACGGGAACGGGAUGAAUGGAUCGGUUCUGGUGGAGGGAGUUCUGGUCUGUGGUGUGGAAUGCUGUGUGCAUGUUUGAAGCAUGUUGUUGCCAUAGAAACGCAGUCAUGUCAUCUCCUUUCGCUCCCUGUUUUGUUUGGAAUAAUGUAUCACCUCAGAACCUACUUUAGUGUUUAAGAACAAGAAAAAAAAAUUAUUUAAAUAAGGAUUAAUGAACAGAAACUCAUGUCUGAGGUAUUUUCUGUGGGUUUUUCUUGGGUUUGGUCACAGAAUGUGUUAUUUUUCAUUGGGGAGUUCUAUAGAAAAGAAACAGAAAUGUUUAAAUUAUCGAUGUUAAUUUGAAUUUAACUCAACAAGAUAAGAACGACUUGAGUAAAGUUGGAGAAAGAAACUUGAUUUAUUCUUUGCCGUUUUAUUUCUCAUGAGGAAAUAUAGAAGUUUACUCACAUGCAUGACAUCUAGACCUUUAGUUUAUUUUGGACUGAUAAAGGUUCAACCAUUUGUGCAUGCCUUUUCCUUUGUAAUUACUAACCACAGCUAUAAUAAACCUUCCAAUUGCGUCUGUC
Gambusia affinis (western mosquitofish) is the source of this 4692-nucleotide messenger RNA. RefSeq names its product myosin binding protein C1 (gene mybpc1). The transcript has 34 exons. The record is from RefSeq and is a predicted model, not a curated record. NCBI's taxonomy places the organism in Eukaryota, Metazoa, Chordata, Actinopteri, Cyprinodontiformes, Poeciliidae. The coding region runs from base 184 to 3897 and encodes 1237 amino acids. Gene Ontology annotation, molecular function: protein binding.